AUGUCUGAAUAAUUUGAAGAGAAAAAGGACCAAUUAGAUUAGCAAUCAGUGAUUGAACCUUCAACUGAGACUAACACAGUUAUCUCAGAAGUGAUAAAACCUAUUGAAUUCCCACACCCUGGCCCUAUUAACAAAAGAGAUCAAGUCAAGAAUUUCACAUUGCAAGAAUAAUUUUUGCAAGCAAAAUACGAAAAUUAAGAUGAAGAGUAUUAAAUAUUGACGUCCAGUGUUGAGAAUUAAGACUAUGUAUUAGUUUCUGAUGAUGUCUGGAAAAUUCUCUUUGAGACUUAUGGAGGAAACGAUAUUCCCAGAUAAUCUAUAAAUUUGAAUAAAAACAUACCAUAACUUGAAUAGGAGCCCUAGAAAAAAGAUGAAUUCGUUGUAGAAGUUCUGUAUAAAAAGGUUAUGAUCUAUAUUCUGCCAAAAUUAAGAACACAUUAGUAUUUGAAAUAAGCAGCUGCUGUCUAUGUUUCAAGGCAAGCAUCAGUUUUAGAUUUGAGAAAGAAAAUUGCUUAGGUAUUAAGAGACAGUUAAGGUGAGAGAAGAUCUAUCAUUGAGUUGAUGGACAUGUCUAGACUAUGGAAGCUAGAUCCUAGUGAAACUGUGUAUGAUGUAGAAAAGUACUAUGAAUGUGAAUCAAAAGAAAGUUUGCCUUUGUAAAUAGAUGGGAAAGUAUUGGAGGAUAACUAAUUGCUUGAAGAUUUGAACAUUUCUGAAAACGAUAUUUUACUCUAUGAAGUUUAAGCUUGGUCAUUUUUGACUAAAAACAACAAAUAUUCGUUCUAGCCAACUUAAAAGAAAUAAGAACGUUGCAAGUAAAACAAAAAUUUCCUACUUGAUAUUAACCCAGAGAAUUUAAAAGAAGAAUAUCUAAUGAGUUUACCUUUAGAUAAAUGCUUAGAAAAGAACUCUAAAGGUGGUUUGACUGGCCUCCAGAAUUUGGGGAAUACAUGCUACAUGAAUAGUGUCUUGCAAUGCCUGUCUAAUACUGAGCCUCUGACUAAAUUUCUGAUAUUUGAUUGCUACUAAUCUCAUAUCAACAAGAAUAACUUUUUGGGAACUCAGGGUAAACUAGCAAUUGCAUUUUCUGAUCUUCUAUAUGAAAUGUAUGUUGGCCAUGAAAAUAGUAUUGCGCCUUGGGAUGUUAAAAACAUUAUUUCAAGAAGAGCUGUUUAAUUCUCUGGCUUCGCCCAACAUGAUUCUCAAGAGAUCCUUUCAUUUUUGCUGGAAACCAUGCAUGAGGAUCUUAAUGAUGUUACAAAGAAACCCUAUGUAGAAUAAAAAGACUAUGAUAAUAGAUCAGAUGAAGAAGUAAGCAAGGAAUAUUGGGAUGGAUUUAAAAAAAGAGAGCGAUCUAUAUUCAUUGAACUAUUUUACGGAUAACUUAAAUCAAGGGUAUAAUGUACAGUCUGUGGUAAAAUAUCGAUUUCAUUUGACCCAUUUAACAUGCUUAGUGUUCCUAUCCCUAUUAUCAAAGAGAAUGUAGUUAAUGUGAAAUAUUUCCCAUACUCUCUUAAGCAACCACAUAAACUUCUCAAAAUAAAUGUAGGCGAGUAUGACUCUGUAACAGACUUAAAGUAGAAGGUUUAAGAUAUUCUUAAUGUUUAAAAUAUGUAAGAUCUCUUUAUUGGUUUAAUGAAGAAAAAAGAUUAGAUUGAUGUCAUUAAUAGAGAAAAAUUUGUAAAGAAUAUAACUGAAAAAGGUGAAGAGAUUGUAGUUUUUGAAAGGCCUUUAGGAAUUGUCGAAGGUAGUUUUAUCAUGGAACUUAAACUCUUUUUGAUAAAAAGGGGCUGGACAAUGAUGAGUUAUCCUCAUUGUAUUUCUUACUCAAGGCUUAUAGUCUUAGAAAGAAGGAUGACAGUAAGAGAGGCUAAAAUAGAAAUAUAUAAAUACUUCAGGCCAUUGAUAGAUAUGCCUGAAAUUAAGGGACUAUCAGAAAAAGAAAGACAAUUCCUAAAUGAAAGUAGACAAAUUGAAGAAGAAUAUAAGUUUUUCUUCGAAAAUAAAAGUAAUAAAAGCUAGCAGCCAUAUCAGAUACAAAUAUUCAAUAAUAUGCCUUUUGAAGAAGGUACUUUCUUUGGGACAACAUAGGAAAGUUGUGCAUUUUGCAACAAAAGUCAUAAAGGGUCGAACUGUAGUUUUGAUUUAGGGGAUUCGAUGACUAUGAGACAAGUUCUUAGUAAGGUUAAGAAGAAUUUAGAUUUAGAACUAGCCUUGAUAUUUAAUCCUAACUCCUGCUUAGACAUAUCAAAACUUCAAAAUAUAUAAUACAAAGAUCAUGAAACGUAUCAGCCAAUUUUAUUCAAAAAGCACCCAGUUAAAAUCAAGAAUGCUAUUUCCAUUUAUGAUUGCUUCAACUGGUUUAGUUAAGAAGAGACUCUGACAGGAAACGACAUGUGGUAUUGCCCAACUUGUAAGAGUCAUUAAAUAGCAUUGAAAAAAAUGGAAAUAUAUAAAUGUCCAGACUAUCUAAUCGUUCAUCUUAAACGGUUUUCUCAUGCAAAGUCACUUUAUUCCAGAAAACUAGAGGAGAUAAUAGAAUUUCCUGUAGAAAACUUAGACCUCAGCAAGCAAAUACUUUCCUAAGAAAAGAAAAAUUCGAUUUAUGAUCUCUAUGCUGUUAGCAACCACUUUGGUAGUCUUAAUGGUGGUCACUACACUGCAUAUGCUAAAAAUGCAAUUAAUAGUGAAUGGUAUGAAUUUGACGACAGCCAUGUGAAUCCUAUACAAGAUAAAGAGUCGAUAGUAAAUAAAGCAAGUUAUGUUUUAUUUUAUAAACGUAGAGGAGCUUGA
Messenger RNA from Stylonychia lemnae, 2793 nucleotides. The record is from the annotation of a GenBank genome assembly. NCBI's taxonomy places the organism in Eukaryota, Ciliophora, Spirotrichea, Sporadotrichida, Oxytrichidae.